AUGACACGUUCAUUUUCUGCGUCCAGUUUCUCACUUCCGCUUGUAAGGGUUUGCGGGCCAAAGAAGCGUUUCUAAGCAACAGCUCAGGACUCACGCACUUCAUCGAAACAGCCUAUAAACAUUGCAGAAUUGGUAGUGCAGGCUAACACUGGAGUCUUUCAAGAUGAGCUUCCUCUUGCCCAAACUGACUACCAAGAAGGAAGUGGACCAGGCCAUCAAAAGCACUGCGGAGAAGGUGUUGGUUCUCAGGUUUGGCAGGGACGAGGACCCUGUCUGUCUGCAGCUGGAUGAUAUUCUCUCGAAGACUUCCGCUGACUUAAGUAAAAUGGCUGCUAUUUACCUGGUAGACGUGGACCACACGCCAGUCUAUACGCAGUACUUUGACAUCAGUCACAUUCCUUCCACUGUGUUUUUCUUCAAUGGGCAGCACAUGAAAGUGGACUAUGGGUCUCCCGAUCACACUAAAUUUGUGGGAAGCUUCAAAACCAAACAGGACUUCAUGGAUUUGAUUGAAGUCAUCUACCGGGGAGCUAUGAGGGGGAAACUUAUUGUCCAGAGUCCUAUUGACCCCAAGAAUAUCCCCAAAUAUGACCUCCUCUAUCAAGACAUUUAGUACAUGCACGGCUGUGGGAGAUGAAAGAGUGGUGACUGGAAAUAGGACCUGAACCCAAAGGGCCUGUGGUCUGGAGUCCUGCAGAGACACGUUCACUGCUCCAGCAAAGCGGUUUGAUGUGCCUGUAAUCAACGAGCCCUGCACGGAAGCCCCAGGACUCCAAGAAUCCGGAUGCCUGAGUGUUUAUUCCCUGAGAGCCUCAGAGCAGUAGGGCAAUAGUGUUUGGGUGGUAACUUCCUUUUAUCUGGACUUUUCUCCCUUAAGGUCAUGCAUUCCUCCUAGACAGUCUGAUUAUGUGUUUAUGUAUAUACAUGUGUGCAUGCACGCGCACACACACACACAUUUUUCCCCACGCCUCCAUUCACUUGUCCCUUUUGCUCCUUCCUAUCCCAGCUUCUCUUGAAAUAAUGAACAUUCUAUUAGUACAAGAGAGUUCUUUUGUUUUCGGGACCUUCCUGGCAUGGACUGAAACCACUGCCCUGGGCAGCUCAAUUACAGCUGGCAGGCUAUUAAAUUGGCAAGAGGAAAAUGUGGCCCUUCACCAUCCAUCACAGUUUAAGCUAAACAACAAGUUACUUCGUUGGGAAGUAAGGGACAGAGCUCCCCAAAAGACAGUGUCACCACCGACUAUUUCAAGGACUCAAGACCAAAGGUAUAUCAGAAUUAUUAAGGGGAAGUACCUGUGUGGUCUGCUGAUUCCAGCAGCUUUUGAAGACUAGCUGACCUUCCAGGGUCCCUGUGGCCCAACCUCAGGAAACUUGUGUUUCUCUUAAACCUCAUGGUGGCUCUUAUCCCUGACUCUGGAAUGAGACAGUAGGUCAAAGCUGGAGGUCUGGCCAAGCAUCCUGUAACCUACUGGGCAGCAAGAGACUUGUUACCAGCAGAGAUCCAGGCUUGUUGUGGCAGCCUGGUCACCUCAGGGCCAGCCUUGUAGUCAGCUGCGUCUUUCUAAGCUUGUCCAUCCCAGAAAAGUGAAAUGAGACCCAAUUCUGAUGGAUAUGGCACAGGAAGAAGGUUAUCAGAGUUUUCCAUGCCCUCCGCUUAAAACCGAGAACACUUCAAGGUUGGGAAAAGAGUUCUUUCCCAUCCCUUCCUUGUGAUACAUGGGGCUAUGGCAGCCACCCUAGGCCCAUGGGAUGAAAAUGAGUGCACGAGGAUCAUCAGGGUCGGGUCUCUAACGUUACUGAGCCCCUCGGGGAACUCUAAACCUUCCUCCACAUCCUGUGGAAGAAUAAAAUUUUAUUGUCCAACUGUC
Molecule: messenger RNA, 1868 nt
Organism: Onychomys torridus (southern grasshopper mouse)
Lineage: Eukaryota; Metazoa; Chordata; Mammalia; Rodentia; Cricetidae
Gene: Txnl4b
Product: thioredoxin like 4B
Exons: 4
Coding region: 164-613 (149 amino acids)
Biological process (GO): mRNA splicing, via spliceosome
Cellular component (GO): spliceosomal complex; U5 snRNP; U4/U6 x U5 tri-snRNP complex
Source: RefSeq, a predicted model, not a curated record